Messenger RNA from Melitaea cinxia (Glanville fritillary), 1070 nucleotides. RefSeq names its product prostaglandin reductase 1-like. The coding region runs from base 1 to 1014 and encodes 337 amino acids. Gene Ontology annotation, biological process: prostaglandin metabolic process. The record is from RefSeq and is a predicted model, not a curated record. Lineage: Eukaryota; Metazoa; Arthropoda; Insecta; Lepidoptera; Nymphalidae. Gene Ontology annotation, molecular function: 2-alkenal reductase [NAD(P)H] activity; 15-oxoprostaglandin 13-reductase [NAD(P)+] activity. Gene Ontology annotation, cellular component: cytoplasm. The transcript has a single exon.
AUGGUUUGGGCGAGAAAAUAUGUUUUAAAAAAACACUAUACUGGAGCUCCAAAAUUAUCGGAUUAUGAAUUAGUGCAAUACGAGCUGCCUGCAUUAAAAGAUGGAGAAAUUUUGGUAAAAGCGGAAUGGAUUGGCGUUGAUCCUUAUUUACGAGUUUACGAUUCUGUAUUUAAGGUACCAUACGAUCAAUUUGGUCUUCAAGUCGCUAUAGUGCAAGAAUCGAAGGAUCCAGACUAUCCGGUAGCAACUCGAGUCGUGUCGCACAAAGGCUGGUGUGAUUAUAGUAUUAUAGACACGAAAGCGCCGGUAAAGGAGGUGCCUUGGGACAUUUUUUAUAAGCUACCCGAUUUAAAAGGACUUUCGCCGUCAUUAGGUGUUGGUGCUAUUGGAAUGCCUGGAGCGACAGCAUACUUCGCGCUUAUCGAAGUUUGUCAGCUUAAAGCUGGAGAUACAGUGGUGAUAACUGGUGCUGCAGGUGCAGUGGGCACAGUAGCGGGACAAAUAGCUAAAAUCAAAGGCUGCAAGGUCAUAGGUUUUGCUGGCUCUGAUAUAAAAGUGAAAUGGCUAGAAAACGAACUUGGUUUUGACAAAGUCUUCAAUUAUAAGAAAGUUAACAUACAUACAGCUCUUAAAGAAGCCGCUCCUAAUGGCGUCGACAACUAUUUGGAUUGUGUGGGAGGAGAAAUAAGCAGUAUAAUUAUAAGCCAAAUGAACACAUUUGGAAAAGUGGUAACUAUAGGCAGUAUCAGUUCUUAUAAUGCAGAUCCUUCACAACUACCCAAAGUCACUAUUUUACAACAAUAUAUUGUACCUAAGCGACUUACAAUCAAAGGAUUUGUAAUAUGGGAUGAAUAUAAGAGAUGGUCUGAAGCAUUUACGAAUUUAAUCAACUGGAUAAAAGAAGGAAAGAUAAAAACUCCAGAGCACAUAACAGAAGGCUUCACUAAUAUUUUUGAAGCAUUUAGUGGAAUGUUAGAUGGCGAGAACCUUGGUAAAGCUGUAGUUAAAGUUUGAAAUAAGCUAUAUGUAUAAGUAUUACGUAGACAAUAAAAUUAUUCUGUAAUGUUUAA